AUGGACAAUGCUUUACCAUUUGACUAUCUUUCAUCAUUUUCAACUAUUACUAUUUGUUUAACAUUUUCUAUUGCUUAUGUUCUUGGUCUAUACAUAUUAUCUCCAUCAUCACGUCGAUACGAACGUAAUCAUUCACAUGUGAUCUGUCGAAGAUUUCUCGCCGUUUUUGCUGUUUGUUUAUUAAUAUAUUUGUUUUUAAAGCACACAUGUAAUCCAAAUAUCAAUAUUAAUUUCUGGUUAGGCUUCCGAACAAAUAUUCCAUCGAUAUGGAAACUAGUUCUCUAUCCUAUUUUAUUAACAUUGAUGUUAUAUUUGGGACCCAUUAUACAGUGGGUGGACUUAUUUGAUUGGAGAUAUUAUCGAUACAAUUGGAAAUAUCAUUUCUUAUGUCGAAAUAGAAAUGAACAACUUAUAUUCACUCGAAAUUACCUUGUAGCACCAUUUACUGAAGAGUUUGUCUUUCGUUCAUCUAUCUUAUGUCUGCUCUACUCGCAUGUGUCGUUAUCAUCGGCGAUCUUUCUUUCUCCAUUAUUCUUUGGUCUUGCUCAUCUUCAUCAUAUGCUCGAACAUUUCAAGCAAAACCAUCAUGAACAACAUCAUCGUUUAUCAGCAAUGACAAUCAUUCUUGUUCAUCUAUUUCAAUUUUCUUAUACUUAUAUAUUUGGUGUUUACUCAUCGUUUCUAUUCAUUCGAACAGGUCAUUUCAUACCAUCGUUCAUUAUUCACACAUUGUGCAAUGGACUUGGCAUACCUGAUGUGAUGAACUUAGUUGAUAUACAAAAUGGACAAGGUUUAAGAAAGUUUUUUCAUAUGAUAUGUUAUCUCAUUGGUCUAUGGUUAUUUUCAACGAAUUUAUAUUUUCUUACUCAGUCAAAUUUUUAUUACUCUGCCGAUAAUAAUCUUGUUACCUAUCGGCAUUGGUCUAGUUAA
Messenger RNA from Adineta ricciae, 930 nucleotides. The record is from the annotation of a GenBank genome assembly. Lineage: Eukaryota; Metazoa; Rotifera; Eurotatoria; Adinetida; Adinetidae.